AUGUCUGGCUUAGGAGGCCACUUCGCCUUGGAAUUCGCCCAUGAGACGUGGGCUCUGUAUGCUGUCGGCGUACUGGGUGCCGUCUUGCGAUGGAUUGCUCGUUUUCGACGUUUAGGCAUGCGCAAUCUCCAGACCGACGACUAUCUUAUGCUCUUCUCGGUAGUCUGGUAUACAAUACUAUGUGUCGCUUUAAAUCAAGUCGCCUCCGGUGGGGGGUCAAAUCUCAUGACCGAGGAGGACAGAAAAUCGUUAACGGAUAAAAUCAUCGCGGAACGAGUGCGCGGUAGCAAAUGGGUCUUUGUGUCGGAACAUUCCUUUAUUCUUUGCAUCUGGAGUUUGAAAGCAUGCAUGCUGGUGAUCUAUGCGCGUAUCACUGAAGGAUUAAAGCAGAAGCGUUGGAUCAACUAUGUCUCGAUCUACGUCGGAUUAGGCUUCGUCGCAACCGAACUGUCACUCUUCCUACUCUGCCACCCAUUAAAAGACUACUGGGCCGUCGUCCCAGAGCCAGACUACCAAUGCUCAUCUUACCAGUACUACGAAAUCGUGCAGGGCUGCAUCUCAAUCUCUGCCGACGUAUUCAUGCUCCUCAUCGCCAUUCCCAUGCUAGUCCAGGUCCGCGUCCCGCUCAAGCAAAAGCUGAUCCUGACUAUCCUCUUCGGCAUGGGCAUCUUCGUCAUUGUCGCUGCCGUCCUGAACAAGGUGUACUGCCUCGUCCCAUCACUGAUCUCCUACGUCUACAUGAACUGGUAUUUCCGCGAAGCCACCGUCGCCAUUCUAGUCACCAACCUGCCGCUCGUCUGGUCACUGCUCCGCGACGUCUUCCCCGCCCUCAAGAGCUGGACCGGGGGCUCCAGGCGCGGCACCGACCGCUACAAGUCCGGGCCCUGGACCAGCAAGGGUGGCUCCCACCUGCCUCCCUAUGGCCCGCCCAGCCAUACGCGCUCAGGCGACUUCGGCAUGCAAGAAUUCGAGGGCACCACUACGAUUACCCCGCAAAAGGCGACUGCUUCCGAUGCCAGUAUCAGCGAGGGGCGGGCGAGCAGCGACGAUGGCUCGGCUCGCGCUUUGCGCAUUCGUCAGGAUAUCACGGUUACGGUGGAGCGGGACUCGCGGCCGUCGGAUUAUGAGGUGAAUACUUCGCGUAUCACCCGCGCCCGCGAGGAUGUUUAA
Penicillium psychrosexuale is the source of this 1170-nucleotide messenger RNA. RefSeq lists its product as uncharacterized. The transcript has 3 exons. The record is from RefSeq and is a predicted model, not a curated record. Bases 1 to 1170 code for a protein of 389 amino acids. NCBI's taxonomy places the organism in Eukaryota, Fungi, Ascomycota, Eurotiomycetes, Eurotiales, Aspergillaceae.